UGGGGGAAAGAGAGGCACUGCCGCAGGCCGGAUGAAGUGCGGACCCGGGACUGUCUGCCCGGCCGAUGCUGACCAGGUCGUUGCGUCCCACCCUCUGGGAAGCUGUAGGCUCAGGCUGUGCCUUCCUGGACCCUUCCUGGCCACUUCCUGCCCACCCGUGUCCCACCCGCGGCGGGAGGGGGCGACCGUGCCUUCCCCGAGGACGUCACAGGAUCCCUGAAAAUCACCAUGCCCCCCUUUAGGGCGAACUGACACUCCGGAAGGGAGUGUAAGCCUGCGGGUUCACUCAGCGAGGGAGGGGGCCGAGCUAGAACUAGUUCCCGCUUCUUCCCAGUCCCAGUCCACUCUACACCUGAAAUCCCCAGAGCCUGGAGGGCGGAGUUUGGGCCUGAGUGUGCGGUGACCUGAAAAAAAAAAAAAUGUCUGGAUUUCUAGAAGGCUUGAGAUGCUCAGAAUGCAUUGAUUGGGGAGAAAAGCGAAAUACUAUCGCUUCCAUUGCCGCCGGUGUUCUAUUUUUUACCGGCUGGUGGAUUAUCAUAGAUGCCGCUGUCAUUUAUCCCAGCAUGGAAGAGUUCAACCACUCCUACCACGCCUGUGGUGUUAUAGCAACCAUAGCCUUCCUAAUGAUUAAUGCAGUAUCGAAUGGACAAGUCCGAGGUGAUAGCUACAGUGAAGGUUGCCUGGGUCAAACAGGCGCUCGCAUUUGGCUGUUCAUUGGCUUCAUGUUGGCCUUUGGCUCUCUGAUUGCAUCAAUGUGGAUUCUCUUUGGAGGGUACGUUGCUAAAGAAAAAACCACAGUAUACCCUGGAAUUGCUGUAUUUUUCCAAAAUGCCUUCAUCUUUUUUGGAGGACUGGUUUUUAAGUUUGGCCGCACCGAAGACUUAUGGCAAUGAAAACAGCUGAUUGAUUACUGCACAGCAGCCCUGCAUGGGUAUUUUUUACUACUCACUCCCAGUCUUUUGUAAUGCCAUUUUCUAAACUUAUUUCUGAGUGUAGUCUCAACUUAAAUUUGUAUAAUACAAAAUCAUGAGAACUUCCUAUUUAAACAACAAAUUCUAUUGUAUGCAUUUGAUGAACUUGUAAAAAUGCUAAAGAAAAAUACUUCACAUGAGAAAUUUUUAUUACGUUUUAUCAUGGUAUAAUUUGUCAAAAUAAAAAUAAAUCACGAAAGAAAUUAUGGAAGAAUCUUAUAUGAGUAUUUGUCAUGUCCAAGGUCCAAAAUGCAAUUAAAAGUGCUCUGAAGAUUUAAUGUGUUUAUUUAAAUGUGGCCUCUUCUGUGUCAAGUGUUAAAUGAAAUAUAAACAUUCUUGUUUUUAAAAGCUA
Molecule: messenger RNA, 1323 nt
Organism: Sus scrofa (pig)
Lineage: Eukaryota; Metazoa; Chordata; Mammalia; Artiodactyla; Suidae
Gene: TMEM50A
Product: transmembrane protein 50A
Source: RefSeq, a predicted model, not a curated record